Molecule: messenger RNA, 1506 nt
Organism: Ostreobium quekettii
Lineage: Eukaryota; Viridiplantae; Chlorophyta; Ulvophyceae; Bryopsidales; Ostreobiaceae
Source: the annotation of a GenBank genome assembly
AUGGUGUCACUGCAGACCAGAGGCAACGUCCAUGGAUGCGGUGGAGUGCUCGUUGAUCCCCAAUGGGUGUUGACAGCAGCCCAUUGUGUUGAUCCUCACGAACCUUCUUCACUGGGAGGGACACCCACCAUUGUUAUUGGGGCAUGUAAUCUUGAGGACACUGAAAAUGAGAAUGGUGUUGUUGAGAAAAUGCUGCCGAGCGACACUAUAAUUCAUGAAGAUUGGACUGGAGAACUCAAAGACGGAAAUGACAUUGCAUUGUUGAGGUUGAAGACUGCAUCCAGGCAUAUCCCUGGUGGUCUUGCCACAGCCAUCCACUCCCUCUUGGGGGCAGAGCAGCUCUUGGCACUGGGUUGGGGAAAGCAAGAAAAUGGCACCACUGGAGACAGAAAACAACUCCAGCAAGCCACGUCUAUUGAUUAUCUCCAGAACAAAUUCUGCAACUCCAGCGAAGCUUGGAAUGGCCUCAUACAGAGCACGAUGCUCUGUGCCUUCAGUUUCAAUGGCGAAGAUGUCUGCAAAGGUGACAGUGGAGGGCCUUUGCUGCAAGCGGAUGCACCUGGUCUUGACGCCUCCAGGGGUGAACCUGGGCUGGACAUUGUCGUCGGCAUCGCAUCAUUUGGCGAAUUGACGUGUGGAGAGUCUCGAAAUCCCGACGUUUUUACGAGGCUCAGUAGUUUUCGUCCGUGGAUUGACAACAAGAUAACUGGUACCCAGUCUUCCAAUGCAAGCCCUUUUCCAUUGCCAUCGCCACCACCUGAAUCUGGUGAAAUCAACCCAGAAGCCUCACCACCUUCCCCAAGAACGCCGCCGCCAUCACAAGCACCGGGGCUGCCACCGCCGUCGCCGCCAUCACAAGCACCGAGGCUGCCAACGCCGUCGCCGCCAUCACAAGCACCUAGGCUUCCAACGACGCAGUCACCUUCACCAUCUUCGGAUGCUCCUCUUUUGCCGGCAGAAGAACAAUCAGCACUCGAUAAGGAGCUCCUGGAGUUGGCAAAUUCUGGAGAAAGUGCCGAGGUAGAGACUCUGGCGAUAGAACUGCUUUCAAAAGGAGCCAACCUAAGCGCAAGGUCAUCUUGCGGAAUACCGACAAUACCUGACUUCGACAAUUCUACUGUCCUUCAUUGCGCUGCUGCUUUCGAUAACCUGGUUGUUACAAGGGUAUUGGUCGAAGCAGGUGCUGACGUGGACGCUCAGGCCAGGCAUGGGACACCUCUGCACUACGCAGCCGCAAGAAACAGCAAGCGUGUUGCAGUAUUCCUAAUAGAGCAAGGAGCAGACGUGGGGGCUGUUGACAGUAAUGAUGGAGAGCAGCCUCUCCAUGAUGCUUCGGAAUAUGGCAGUGUAGAUAUUGCCGUGUCUCUUGUCAUGGCGGGUGCGGACAAACAGGCCAAGGACAUACGUGGCAGAACCCCGAAAGAUCGCAUUUGCGUGUUUUCGACCGUUGAUGGUGUUGGGUGUACAGCAGAAGAAGAGAGUGCACUGAAGGAACUGCUGACGUAA